Molecule: messenger RNA, 4618 nt
Organism: Gekko japonicus
Lineage: Eukaryota; Metazoa; Chordata; Lepidosauria; Squamata; Gekkonidae
Gene: ERCC6
Product: excision repair cross-complementation group 6
Exons: 20
Coding region: 1-4434 (1477 amino acids)
Biological process (GO): transcription-coupled nucleotide-excision repair
Cellular component (GO): nucleus
Molecular function (GO): ATP binding; ATP-dependent chromatin remodeler activity
Source: RefSeq, a predicted model, not a curated record
AUGCCCUCUGAAAAGCCCCUGUCAGAAGGCAGUCCUCAGGAGCAAAGUUCUGGAGCAGGUAGAAAUGACUCCUGUCCAGAGGAAGCAACAACGUCCAGACAAGGAAGCCACUCAUCUCCUGGUGACAGUCAUGCCAGGGACCUUUGGUGGGAGGACUGUGAUCCUGAGGAUGAGCCAUCUACAUCGUCUGCGGGAGUUUCUUCCAGAGUGUCGAGGAAAGCACCGGCUCUGCUGCAUAUUGACCGGCAGCAGAUCCAGCCUGUGGGGCAGUGCGCUCAGGCAGAGGAGCUCAGAGGCCUUGGCGUUGAUGUGUACGACCAGGAAGUGCUGGAGCAAGGCGUCCUCAAGCAGGUGGACGAUGCAAUAAACGAAGCGAACAAGGCGGUUCGUAUUGCUGAAGCGGAAAAGGAUUACCAGUCAGUCCUGGAUGACCUCAGGUCAUGUACGGCGUCCCUGAAACAAAUCGGUACAAUUAUUGAACAGCUCACUCCUCACGCUGCAACCAGCAAAGAUAUUAACAGAAAACUAGAUUCUGUGAAGCGGCAGAAAUACAACAAGGAGCAGCAGUUGAAAAAGAUCAGAGCAAAGCAAAGGCACCUUGAAGCUGUCCUUGGGAAAAAGACUCCCGAUGGAACAAACGAUGCUGAAUGGGAGGAAAUUGAAGAAGCUGGCCCCUCGUCCCUUGGCAGUAUGCUUACACCAGUGCAGGAAACGGAGUGGGAGGCACUUAUUCGUACUGGUCAGAUGACUCCUUUUGGAACAAAAAUACCCCAGAAGGAAGAGAAGAAGCCCCGCCGGGUCAUGCUCAAUGAAUCGUCUGACUUUGACAAGUAUUUGGCGGAUCAAGCCAAGCUCUCCUUUGAAAGGAAGAGGCCGUCCGUUCGUAAGGGAGCCAAGCGGAAAGCGAGUUCAGAGAACGGUCCAGCCAGAACUCCAGGGCGUGGCAUCAAAGGCAAAGGGGACAAGGGGAAGCGCCGGUCCAAAACAGACGGUUGUCUGCAGAAGCACAUGAGGAAGCUGCAGAACCACGUCCUCCACAUUCAGUCCAAGGGCAGACUUCCGAGGGCCCAGGAGAGACAGGGAGCGGGUCCGCCCGAGGAGAGUGAAGAGUCUGAAUGUGCCCGUGAGGAAGAGCUUUCCGGCCCCGAGGAUGAACUGCUUCAUGUCCGUGAUGACGCCGAUGACUACCAAGUGAACCCUCCGCUGCGGAGAAGGACAAAUCCGUCACUGACAGAGUUUCCGGAAGAACCCGAGGAGGAUGACUUUUCCCCAAGCUCCGACGAAGAGGAAGAAGAUUCUGUCAGAAAGCGCAGCAUAAAGCGAUGCAAAGACGAUGGCGACGUAGAGUACUACAAACAGAGGCUGAGGAGGUGGCGAAAACAGCAGCUGAAAGACCGCCACGGGCGACUGAUGGCAGGGGAAGAUCCGGACGAAAGCGAUGCCGAAUUUGACGAGAGUUUCCGUGUGCCAGGUUUUCUCUAUAAGAAGCUUUUCAAGUACCAGCAGACAGGUGUUAGGUGGCUCUGGGAAUUGCACGGCCAGCAGGCGGGAGGAAUUCUGGGAGACGAGAUGGGAUUGGGCAAAACCAUCCAGAUAAUUGCCUUCUUGGCAGGUCUCAGCUACAGCAAGAUCAGGACUCGCGGUUCAAAUUACAGGUUCAGAGGCCUGGGCCCAACAGUGAUUGUAUGUCCGGCCACUGUGAUGCAUCAGUGGGUGAAAGAGUUCCAUACUUGGUGGCCUCCGUUCCGAGUGGCAAUUCUUCACGAGACGGGCUCUUAUGCCAACAAAAAGGUGAAGCUGAUUCGAGAGAUUGUAGCCUGUAAUGGUAUUUUGAUCACCUCCUAUUCGUUUAUUCGCUUGCUGCAAGACAGCAUCCACGGUUAUGACUGGCACUACGUGAUUCUAGAUGAGGGGCAUAAAAUCCGGAACCCAAAUGCUGCGGUUACAGUUGCUUGCAAACAGUUCCGCACUCCGCAUCGAAUCAUCUUGUCUGGCUCACCGAUGCAAAACAACCUAAAGGAGCUCUGGUCUCUCAUUGACUUCGUAUUUCCUGGGAAACUUGGAACACUGCCUGUCUUCAUGGAGCAAUUUUCCGUUCCGAUAACCAUGGGGGGUUAUGCCAAUGCCUCUCCAGUCCAGGUGAAAACUGCCUACAGAUGUGCUUGUGUUUUGCGGGAUACCAUUAAUCCUUACCUGCUGCGAAGGAUGAAGUCAGAUGUCCAAAUGAGCCUCUCGCUACCAGAUAAGAAUGAACAGGUUCUGUUUUGCCGCUUGACAGAUGAGCAAUACCAAGUUUACAAGAACUUUAUCGAUUCCAAAGAAGUUUAUCAGAUGCUCAAUGGAGACAUGCAGAUUUUCUCCGGACUGAUCACCUUGAGAAAGAUCUGCAACCACCCAGACCUCUCCUCCGGGGGGCCGAAGAUUUUGAAGGGUGUUCCCGAUGAAGAGUUGGACGAAGAGGACCAUUUUGGUUACUGGAAGCGUUCCGGGAAAAUGAUAGUCAUUGAGUCUCUGCUGAAAAUCUGGCGCAAGCAGGGCCACAGAGUGCUGCUCUUCACGCAGUCGCGGCAGAUGCUGCACAUCUUGGAAGCGUUUCUGAAGCAGAAGAGCUAUUCCUACUUGAAAAUGGACGGCACCACAGCAGUCGGGUCGAGGCAGCCGCUUGUGGCAAGGUACAACGAGGAUGCUUCCAUAUUUGUAUUCCUCCUUACGACCCGGGUCGGCGGGCUUGGCAUAAACCUGACAGGGGCAGACAGAGUGAUCAUCUAUGACCCAGACUGGAAUCCCAGCACAGAUACCCAGGCUCGAGAGCGUGCGUGGCGAAUUGGGCAGACGAAAGAGGUGACGGUUUACAGGCUUCUUACUGCAGGGACCAUUGAAGAAAAGAUUUACCACAGGCAAAUCUUCAAGCAGUUCCUCACAAACAGAGUGUUGAAAGACCCAAAGCAAAGGCGCUUUUUCAAACCCAAUGAUCUCUAUGAACUCUUCACCUUGACCAGCCCAGAUGGGACUCAGGGGACAGAAACCAGUGCUAUUUUUGCAGGCACUGGUUCUGACAUCCCCACACCCAAGAGAGCACCGAAGCGCAAAUCUGUGGCCCUCACCGGGGCUUCUAAAACACACUCUCCUCCUUCCGAGCACAUGUCAACCAAACUCAGCAAACUGUCCGAUUCCUUCUCAGCAAGGCAGUGUGCCAGGUCCCCUACCACUACAGUGGAUUCCGUUCAGAAUACCGAGGAAACUGCAGAAGCAUUCCUGCGGACUUCUAACUUCCCAAAGGAGGAUGCCCACAUCACGACUGGUAAUAUGGAUGAUUCACUCCCCAGAGAGGAAGAGAAGGGUCUGAAAACCCCUGAGAACAGGGAAUCUGAGGAUGCGGGACAUUUGAACUCCUUUUCUGUUGGAGAAUCAAGUGCCGGUGGAGCGAGGCAGCAGAAUUCUGCACAUGGAAAUACCAGCCAGUGUAAGGAGCAAGAUGGAGGCUUUGGGAGUGAGCGAUCAGACAACAGUCCCAACAAGUGCACUUCGAAAUCCAAACACGGCCGUCGAGAGCAUGAAGGCGGCAGGGGCCCGUUGAAGAGGGCCAGGAGCUCUCGCGACGCCAGGUUCGAGGGCGAGCGGAUUCCUCAUCUCGUGAAGAAAAGGAAGUACCAGAGGGAAGACAAGAAGGAAGAGAGAGAUUCCAAGAAAAGCGAUGAUUACGUUCUGGAGAAGCUGUUCAAAAAAUCAGGCAUCCAUAGUGUCAUGAAGCACGAUGCCAUCGUGGAGGCCUCCAGUCCAGACUACGUGCUGGUGGAAGCGGAAGCCAAUCGCGUUGCCCAGGAUGCUCUUCGAGCUUUGAAACUCUCCCGGCAGCGGUCCCGAGGAGCCGCGUCUGGCGUGCCCACUUGGACUGGCCCCAGUGGCCCAUCAGGCUCACCAGGAAGAGUCAACAGGUUUGGGCAGAAGAAGAACCCAGCCUUGGCAGUGCCGCUGUCAUCUUCUCCAUCCCCGGGAGCGGGUUGCAAGGACACUGAAAGAGCGAGGAAGGAGAGCAAGAGCAGCGCUCCCUUUGACGGCCGGGGCGGGGAAGGAGAGGCCUCUGCAGCUCCCCUGGACUCCUCCUCUCUGCUGGCCAAAAUGAGGGCAAGAAACCACCUGGUCGGACCCUGGAGAAGGGACGGUGUGAGAGAGGAGAGCCCCCUGCCGGCAUCAGGGGCUGCGCCCCCUACAGAGACGGAACACGAUGAGUUGCUUGUAGAUAUUCGAAACUUCAUCGCCUUCCAAGCCCAGGUGGAUGGUCAGGCCACCACUCGGGAGCUCCUGCAGGAGUUUGAGUCCAAGCUGACUGUGGAGCAGUCUUGCAUCUUUCGAGAACUCUUGAGGAAUCUCUGCACUUUUCAUAGAAGCCCCAGCGGGGAGGGACUCUGGAAACUCAAGCCAGAAUUUUCCUGAUGGCGCUCUUGUGGCUGACACGGUCCGACCCUCUUAGUGGCUCUUUUAAAACUGACAGACGGGUUUUUGUAUUUGCGUUCCUUGUACGUCAUGAACUGAUGCACGUGGGUUGCACUUAACUCUGCCUCCAGGUGCUGUUCUACGCCAGCGGUGCUCUCUACCUCACAGGGCAGCAAUAAGAGGC